CUUUUGCUCCGGGAAUCAGGGACAGCUCCUCCGAUCGAGAUGCAGCGCCUCCGGAGCUCCGGCCGAGCUAUCUUUCGCGCCGUCAGGCCAAGGUCAAGCUAUGGCGAUGGGAGCUCCUCUUUCGAUGCCCUGUCCGUUCCCAGCCUCAGACGGAAGGCCUCCAACUCGUGGUCUGCUGUUCAGGAUACCUAUCUUUCCACCAAGGAAGUCUUUGAGAAGCAUCGAGUGGUGUUUACCAUUGGAACAUCCGUAGCAUCUGUACUAACCGCAUGGGCAGGUUACUCGUUACGUCACUAUCAUCACUCCAGAGUUGAGGAAAGACUUAUGUCAAUUGAAGAAGCUAUGAAACACAAGAACAAUGCCGAACACAAGGAAAUAAAAAAAAUUGUUAAUUCAGGAAAUGUCAGCACUGAAGCUUGCAUUGCUACUGCUUGGACCGCAUUACUACUUGGUUAUGGUCUUGGAUGGCGAGGAGGCUUAUGGUUUGCCAACCGAAAAUUCCAAAGAGAACAGCUUAAGUUGAUGGGGCAGAUGAAGCCUCGUGGAUGGCAAUUCUUGGGCAGGCCAUUUAUGCGAUUAAGAAGCAUUCGAAGCGGCCUCAAAACUGCAAAAGUUCCUCCAAAUACAAACACCAGUUCACUUUCCUCCCAACAAACCCUUGAAACUUCCUAAAUGUUGGUCACUUUCCUGUAAAUGAGUCUAAGGGUAGACACUGAUGAAACACCGAUGAAAUGGCAAAUUCAAUUUUGCCCCAGUCAAAUUAAGUCAAAGAAGGAAUUCCAAGUGGAGAUCUGACUGAGUUUUACGACAUUAAAAAGCAUUUGAUAUAGGUUUCAAUAGGUUUUUUUUUUUAACUUGCACAUCAUACUUGAGAAUAAUGAAUUUUUUUCAUGAGAACAAUGUAUUUUUGGGGGAAAAAACUUUAUAUGUGAUGGUGAAUGAUUUUACAUAUGAAUAGUAUUGAACUCUGCUGGGUUAAC
Dioscorea cayenensis subsp. rotundata (Guinea yam) is the source of this 980-nucleotide messenger RNA. RefSeq lists its product as uncharacterized. The transcript is spliced from 5 exons. NCBI's taxonomy places the organism in Eukaryota, Viridiplantae, Streptophyta, Magnoliopsida, Dioscoreales, Dioscoreaceae. The record is from RefSeq and is a predicted model, not a curated record. The coding region runs from base 40 to 672 and encodes 210 amino acids.